Molecule: messenger RNA, 2526 nt
Organism: Monascus purpureus
Lineage: Eukaryota; Fungi; Ascomycota; Eurotiomycetes; Eurotiales; Aspergillaceae
Source: the annotation of a GenBank genome assembly
AUGAGCCUGGAAGCCAUUCGCCCGAGGGGCAGGCCAGCUCAUACCCCGGGGACAACGGUAUUAACAUAUACACCCGACGGUCGACGAGUCAUAACUGGCGGUUCGAACUCUGCGAUUCGUAUCUACACUGUUGGACAGGAUGGAGAACCUACUACCAUCGAUGAGGGCGUCGAUGGACACCUGGGGAUUGGAGCUACCAACGAGUCAUUCAUCAUGGGCGCCGAGGACGGGACUGUCUGGAAAUACGACAUUGAGACGGGCCAAAUGGACAAGUUGCUUGUACGAUGCGCCCUUCCAGUCAGGGACAUAGCUAUUUCUAGAGAUGGGGAAUGGGCUGCUGUGGCGAGCGAUGAGCUCACCGUGAAAAUCGUCAAUAUCGAGGAUAUGACGAAAGUUAAAUAUCUUCGAGACCAGGCAAAGGGAGCCAAGCAUGUUAGUUUCGAUCCAAAUGGACGAUAUGUCGCUGUUUCGUCCACAGAUGGGCAUGUUUACAUCUAUUCAACUAUUUCAGAGGAGCCAGAACUGGUUCGAAAAAUCGACGGCGUUAUCCGAAGACUAGAACCCGAGGAUGAGGCCACAUCGAAAGUAGUCUGGCAUCCGGAUGGAACCGCGUUUGUGACCGCAGAGGCAACCAGAGAUAUUUGCAUGUUUUCGACUAUGGAAUGGAAGAAAGAGAAAGUAUUCUCAGGUGGCCAUAACGGAGAUGUGACGGCACUUGGCUGGUCCCCGAACGGAGCUCUUCUAGUGUCUGCUGGUGCUGAUGGCCAGAUCCUGCUCUGGGAGACUAAGAGCCAGAAAGUUCUGGAGCGCUAUGACUUUGCGAAUGUCAUCAAUGUCGCCUGGCAUCCUACUGAAAACUCCCUUUCGUUUACGACAUCGGAUGGAGAACUGUUCAUAUACGAUAAUUUCGUUCCAAGAGAUCAUCUUGCCCUCCUUCAAAAGACCUUACAGGCUGCUCCUAUCUUUUCUGGUCCAUUGACCGAAAUUUCAGACAAUGUCAGACCGCUGACAAGCAGGCCAAAGGAGCGAACAGAAAAUACAAGGAGAAGGGCGGGCAGCCUGGAUUCGCUGGACGACAUCCUCGGUUCAGAUGAUGGUAUGGAAGAUUUUGUCGAAGAUGACGAUGGCGCCGGUUACGCUGAAGCAAUCAAUGGGUACGGAAAACGUACAAAUGCUCAUUUGGAUGAUCUGGACGGCCAUCCUGUCAAGAGGCGGAUGGAUGGAUUUUGGCAGCCAGAAGUGCAUCCUCCUCUCCAGCCAGGCAGUACGCCCUGGAGGGGUAACAGACGAUACCUCUGCUUAAAUUUAACCGGCUGCGUGUGGACCGUUGACCAAGAGACUCAUAAUACAGUCACCGUGGAGUUUUAUGACCGCGAGCUACACCGGGACUUCCACUUUACGGAUCCGUAUAUGUAUGAUAAAGCCUGUUUAAAUGAGCACGGUACACUGUUCUCGAACAAUCCAAAGGAUGGUAGCCCUUCUACCAUAUUUUACCGUCCCCAUGAAACAUGGACGGCGCGAGCAGACUGGCGUACACAACUGCCGAAGGGAGAGUCUGUUAGAGCGAUGGCAUUAAGUAACUCGUACAUCGUUGUUGUAACGACGAAGUCCUACGUCCGUGUAUAUACGCUCUUUGGGACACCGUAUAAAGUAUAUAGACAGAAGAGCCCUGCCGUGACCUGCGCUGCCUGGAGGGACUACGUUAUAACUAUUGGAAAUGGACCGGUUGGGGCCGAUGGCCGAGCGACACUGCGGUAUACUGUUGAGAAUAUCAAGCGCGAUGAGGUCUUUCAAAAUGAAGAUGCGGUUGCACUCGUGGAGGGCACCGAAUUAGCUAGUGUCUUCUUCUCUGACACCGGGGAUCCAUGCAUAUUUGAUUCUGAUGGUGUCUUACUUGUUCUACAGCACUGGCGCCAGCAAGGCCAAGCUCGAUGGGUACCUCUGCUCGACACCAAACAGAUGGACCGACUGGCUGGUGGGCGUAAAGACGAGACUUACUGGCCGGUUGCGGUGGCCCAAGAAAAAUUCCACUGUAUUAUCCUUAAGGGAGGAGACAGAUAUCCAUACUUUCCACGGCCUCUGCUCAGUGAAUUCGACUUCAAGAUCCCCAUCUCAUCUGCACCACAGAGAGAAGCGAACGAAGAUCUGGAUGAUGCGGCUAUGCGUAACAAUGGUGAAAAGCUCGAGGAAGCCUUUGUUCGUCAGAAUAUUCUCCUGGCUCUCUUCCAGGAUCUCCUGUCGUCCACCAAUGCCACGACUAGUCAACGUGCGGAAUUGGCUAGGAAGGAACUGGAGAUUGAUAAGACCCUUCUACAGAUGCUGGCGGUGGAAUGCAGGGAAGGUGAGGAACGGGGCAUGAAAGCUUUGGAGUUGGUCCAGAUGAUGAGGGAUGCCAAUGGGAAGAUGCUUGAGGCUGCCGUCAAGGUCGCGCAGCGGUAUGGCCGAGGGAUUCUGGAAGACAAGAUCCGCGAUAUGGCUGAAAGACGGUUGAUCGGGGAGGAUGACGACGAUGAUGAAUUGGCAUGA